AUGUCAGCUCUAACUCUAACUGACUAUCUAUUGUUGAUUUGUUUAUCGUCAAUUGUUUAUUUGAAAAGUGGUCGUUGUUGUGUUGUUGAUAGUUCGUGUUUCUUGUUUUGUGAAGAGAGAGCGCGGAAGCGCGGUGUCAUUUGCGACGACGGGCGGAUCUCCCGUUCCCGGGGCGGGCGGCGGCCGUGUUUACGGUAUGCCCUGAUCGGGAAAAACGAUCUGGUGCCAGUGCCGGGCCGGCGCCAGUGUCAGUGUCAGCGCCAGUGUCAGUGUCAGCGUCAGUGUGUCGGUAUGUUAGUGUCGGCGUGUCAGUAUGUUAGUGUGUUCAUAUGCCGGUAUGGCGGUAUACCCGUGUGUGGCAGCAUGCAUGCUGCCACACUGCUUCAUCCGCGUGUCUCUCUCUGGCCCAGCACCGGUGACCCGGCCUCGUUUCACCCGGGUAACCGCUCGGCAAAAAAAAAUUUUAAUGGCACAAACUUCACCUGCCAACGCCCAUUGUUCUCAACCCAUCACCAACCUUGGAAUACAGAGACCACAAUGGUAUAUAAAGAGAGUGGUUCGUUCUUUCUGGGACUCUUAUUUCUUUGA
Tetrapisispora phaffii CBS 4417 is the source of this 588-nucleotide messenger RNA. RefSeq lists its product as uncharacterized. NCBI's taxonomy places the organism in Eukaryota, Fungi, Ascomycota, Saccharomycetes, Saccharomycetales, Saccharomycetaceae. The coding region runs from base 1 to 588 and encodes 195 amino acids. The transcript has a single exon. The record is from RefSeq and is a predicted model, not a curated record.